Molecule: messenger RNA, 915 nt
Organism: Rotaria sp. Silwood2
Lineage: Eukaryota; Metazoa; Rotifera; Eurotatoria; Philodinida; Philodinidae
Source: the annotation of a GenBank genome assembly
AUGAAUAAUACGUACAAAAGUAAAAUUUAUUCGUUGACAAGUAAAUGUCGAUUGUCAUUAGCUCCAACCAGUGAAGAAAAAUUCGAAGAUGUGAAUUUAUCAAGACAAUAUGAUUUUAAAUCGAAUAAUGAUGACCAUCAAGUCGCAGAAUCUCUUUCAAAAUUAAAGGUUAACAAGAGUGGCAGUAAUGAAAGUUUACAAGAAAACGUAAGCAAUGUCAGCUCACGAAAAAACAAACAUAUAGAAGAUGAUAUAAAUCUAACAAGUGGAGAAGAAUUUAAUUUAUCGGAAGAUCCAAAUUCAAAAGUUAUUUCUUUGGAAGAGAAACUUGCAGACAAACGAGAAUUAGAUAUUCUUGGUAUUAUGAAUUUAUCUUCAAUGAAUAUAACUGAUGAUGAUAUGAUAUUAAUUAUACCACGAGUUUUUUAUGAUAAUAAAUCAAAAUGUAUUGGUCUUAUCUUGCGUGAUAAUGCUUUGACAUCGACCGGUGUUAAAAUGCUUGUUGAUACAUUGAUUUCAUCACGAACUAAAUUAAAAUAUCUCAGCUUUUCGAAUAAUCCAAAUAUAGGAGAUAAAGGAAUCGAACAUUUAAUUAAUUUAUUACAAAAAAAUCGAUCGAUUACUUUUUUGGCUUUAUCAGAUACGGGUAUAACAGAUCAUGGUGUUCGAUUAUUAGCUGAUGUACUGUGUUGUGUUGAUACUGAUUCAUCUUGUCCACCUUUGGAAAAAUUACAUAUAUCAUUCAAUAAAUCGAUAACUGAUCAAUCAUUUGAAGCUCUUAUUCAAAUAAUUGAACAAAAUCAAACAUUGAAAUUACUUUCUUUACAACAUUGUAGUUUAUCGGAUAAAAAACGACGACGAUUGAGAAAAGCAGUUAUAAAAACGAAGAAAAAAAGAUUUAGUCUUUCAGAGUAA